This is a messenger RNA of Homalodisca vitripennis (glassy-winged sharpshooter), 1259 nucleotides long. RefSeq names its product polymerase delta-interacting protein 2-like. Lineage: Eukaryota; Metazoa; Arthropoda; Insecta; Hemiptera; Cicadellidae. Bases 218 to 1210 code for a protein of 330 amino acids. The transcript has a single exon. Gene Ontology annotation, biological process: error-free translesion synthesis. Gene Ontology annotation, cellular component: mitochondrial nucleoid; nucleus. Gene Ontology annotation, molecular function: DNA binding. The record is from RefSeq and is a predicted model, not a curated record.
GUAAAUGUUAGCAACGUUUUAUUCUGCUUAACUAAUCCAUCUUGUAUUAUUAUGUGAGUUUUCUCUUCUCUAUGCUAAUAUUGUGUAUUCUUCAGUGAUAAAUUGUGCUUAAAACCUAUUGUAUAAAACAGCAGAAACUGUGGUAAUUACUACCAGCUUUUUUCGAACGUGAGUUCACUCUAUAGAGGUAAUUUAAUUUGAAAAUUAAACAUUGAGGAUGAAUAUACCAAUUAAACUCACUAACUGCGUUUUCAAAAAUGUACUGAAAGACUGUGCAUUGAUGUGUAUCCGGGGAGCCAGCCACACCAGACUGGUGGAAGUCGGUCGCCUGGUUGCUCCUAAAGUAACAGAGGAGUAUAAGACCGGGCAGAUGUUCCUCCACAAACUGUUCGGCUACCGUGGGGUCAUUCUGUUUCCCUGGAAGGCCGUAGUCUACAACCGCAACCGUCGCCGCAGGACCAGAGCAGACUCAGAACAACCUCAGCCUUCAGAGUCGACGAGGAAAGAAGCCAAGGGAGAGGAGCAAACGUUCUACACCGCCCUCGUCGACAACAGAGAUGUUCCUUUCAUCAGGUCGCAAUCAGAGGCCGUGACGUUCAUCGCACAAUACGGGAGCAGCAACAGUCUUUACGCGAUUCCAGGGUUCGACUACGUCGCUCACCACCACGUCUUACCCUACACCGCGACACAAGACGAGCCCUUGCAGCACGAGCUGUGGGACAAGUUCCUGGACUACGACCCCAACAAGGAGCCCCAGUUCAACGCCAAGAGCACGCUCAAAGUCUGGCAGAAGAGGAACCGCCCUUGGCUCCAGCUGUCGGACGUCUACAUGGAGACCACAGAGAACGUGCAGGUGACCGUGAUCCCGUUCUACAUGGGCUGCAGAGGGCACGAGACCUACUGGUGGCGAUACCGUGUCUGCCUGGAGAACCUCGGGGAGGACACGGUGCAGCUGAGGGAGCGACACUGGAGGAUAUUCAGCUUGUCCGGGGUGCUGGAGACGGUGAGGGGUCGCGGAGUGGUGGGCCAGGAGCCUGUACUGAGCAGGGAGUCACCGGCCUUCCAGUACAGCAGCCACGUGAGUCUGCAGGCCCCCAGCGGUCACAUGUGGGGCACCUUCAAGAUGGAGAGGAAGAAUGGACUCACUUUUGACUGCCGAGUACCACCGUUCGCUUUGGAGAGCGCACCGAUGCCGGACAUUAAAUUUUAGUUUCUAAAUUUUCUGUUGGAUAUCUUCAUAAUAAAUAUUGUUAAAUUAG